Clavispora lusitaniae ATCC 42720 is the source of this 1215-nucleotide messenger RNA. RefSeq names its product Pga52p (gene PGA52). Gene Ontology annotation, cellular component: fungal-type cell wall. NCBI's taxonomy places the organism in Eukaryota, Fungi, Ascomycota, Pichiomycetes, Serinales, Metschnikowiaceae. The record is from RefSeq and is a predicted model, not a curated record.
AUGUCAAUCUUCAAAUUGUUGGCCCUCGGCUGCUCCAUCGCUGGUGUCUUGGCCGCCGAAUCGUCAUCUACUCAAAGGAACUCGUCUACGGCCAACGGAAACGCCGUAGACAAAAUUGUGUUUGAAAACGUGGGCUACACUGGCUACUACUACGAUGUGGAAUCCUACACCGAUUUGACCUCUGACGACUGCUCCUGCAAACUUGAUAAGUCUUUCACGGUUUUCGAAGGCACUAAUGCUCCGCUCAAUGAAGAGCUUUCUGUCCAUUUGAGAGGUCCUAUCAGCUUGAAGGGUUUUGGCUACUAUGUUAGCGACGACCUGAGCAAGGGUACGUGGCAAAGAAAAGCCUACUACAAUUCCUCGUCACAGACUGCUGACAACGUCACUUUCUUGGUCAAUGGCGGCGAGUUUUCUCCCUGUGUUGGCCGCGCGUUGACGUACGCCUCGUCUAACGGUACUGGAAUUGCCUCUAGUGCAACGAUUUUGGAAGAUGACAACUUGGUUGAGUCCAACGAAGAGUACACUAUCAUGUCUUCUGUCAAGUGUGCUUCUUCUGGUGCUCUGAAUGACUGUGGUUAUUACAGAGAAGGCAUUGCUGCCUACCACGGAUUCUACGGCGACAUCAAGAUGUUUUUGUUUGAGUUUGAGAUGCCCGAGGCUACUGAUGACAAAGACACAACCUACCACAACAUGCCAGCGAUUUGGUUUUUGAACGCCAAAAUUCCAAGAACUUCGCAAUACAACGCCAAUACUUCGUGCUCCUGUUGGGCGUCCGGCUGUGGCGAGCUUGAUAUCUUUGAAGUUCUCAACAGCACAAAGCCUCUUCAGCUUGAUUCCACAAUCCACGACUUCCAGGGGACUGAUGAUAUCCAAAAUGGUUUGGAGGCAACCGACUAUUUUGAGAGAGACACUUCUGGAGUUAUGAGAGGUGGUGUUGUUUUUGGAAACGACCGCACAAUUACAGUCUUCAUGGAUGACUCUAUGGUCAUCGAUGAGUCUGUUGCCGCGUCUGACGUGCAAAAGUGGCUCGGGUCUGCUUCAUCCGAGGGUGUCAAGUCCUUGUCAAGUGCUUCGAUGGACACUUCUACCACGUCAGCUAGCGCCGCCGCAUCAGGAAGCUCGUCAUCAAAGAAAUCUGAUGGUACUCUGUCCAGUCCAACCUCGUUGUGGUUCAGUGCUGUGACGCUUGUUUUGCUGUCUCUUUUGUAUUUGUAA